AAACACUCAUCACCAGAGCUCAGAAGUUCCUCAAUUCCACCGGAGGACCGGUUCCUGAAAUGUUCGUCAAUGACUGCUACUCUCUUGCCAGGAUAAGUCGCUGUCACACAAGGCAUAGCAGUCUCUCAAGCCACAUGUUCUGGGUUCCGCAGAGAAAGCUUUCUGCUCCCCAGCCCUGCCCUGUGGGCACCUCUGACCUUCCUCUCUUGCUUCAGGUCUUUGGCGCCUUUCUCCCUGCGGAGCAACUCUUGGAAGCCAUGUGCUUCCUGGCCAGCAACCUGGUUCUUGAGAGCAGAUUCAACCCCUUAGACAUCUCCCACCUACUGCAAGAGUUCAUCAAGCAGUUUAGCGGCAAAGCAGUGGAGGUGGAGGUGCUGCUGGAGGCCUUCUAUAAGAUCACCCAGGGGCCUACAGUGGAGGGCAGAAACAUGGCCAUCUUUGCUAUCUCCGCCUUGACACACCAGCAUCUGAAGAAAGUGGUUGGAUAUCUCCUCCAGUUUCCCUUCAGAGACUGUGAGAGAGUAUGGAAGGAGGUUUUGACAUUGGCCGACCAAGAACAACUGCUCCAUCUCAUGGCCGAGCAGCUUUACCAAAGCCCCUUGGCGGAAUCUUCCACCCAAGUGCAGCAUCUCACCAGCCUGUUGCACGCCAUCCUCAGGAUGGAGGAAUACAAGGCAGCUGUGCGCCAUAACUUCCCGCAGCUGCUGAUCGCUCUCCUGGGGAUGGUUGUCAACUUCCACUAUGACCAGGAAUUCCUUGGAGGGGCUAAGGAAGUACUCCACCUCCUUCUUGGCAUGGUGAGGUAA
This is a messenger RNA of Zootoca vivipara (common lizard), 806 nucleotides long. Lineage: Eukaryota; Metazoa; Chordata; Lepidosauria; Squamata; Lacertidae. The record is from RefSeq and is a predicted model, not a curated record.